Messenger RNA from Zingiber officinale, 1185 nucleotides. Its product is annotated as transcription factor bHLH18-like. The transcript is spliced from 5 exons. The coding region runs from base 135 to 1022 and encodes 295 amino acids. Lineage: Eukaryota; Viridiplantae; Streptophyta; Magnoliopsida; Zingiberales; Zingiberaceae. Gene Ontology annotation, molecular function: protein dimerization activity. The record is from RefSeq and is a predicted model, not a curated record.
GUUAUAUAUAUGCCUAAGCAAUUGUGUGCUCUACCCUAAAAAUUGAGCUUUUCUCUUUUGAUAUAUCGCAUAGCCUUCUUGUGGUUGUGGUCAUAUUUUGUUGAGAAGCCUUGGAGUUGAAGAAGAAUAGCUUAAUGGAGACUCCCUGGAACAACUGGUUCUCAGAUACUGAUAUGAGUGAUCAGCCAGGGUUUCUUCAGCAGUGGGAAAUAGGAUCGAACAACACUAGUAACAACAUGAAUAUUAUGGUUCCUCAUCAGUCUUUCCAUGGAUCAGAUUAUGGAUCAGGAGUUAGGGUUCAGGAGAACACCAGCUGGAACUUUAACUUGGGCAGCAACAACCAGAUGGAGCAGCUUGAUCAUGGGUCUUGCUCAUCGUCAGGGAUGGUGUCUCUUGACUCGCUGACCAAUCCGAGUAAAGGUGUUGCUUUCGUGAAGAAUUCGCCCAAGGAGGAGCAGAAGAUGGUGCUGUCGCAGGCGCAAGAACAUAUCAUCGCGGAGAGGAUCCGGCGCGAGAAGCUCAACCAGAAGUUCAUUGCACUCUCUGCGUUGAUCCCUGGCCUUAAAAAGGCAGACAAAGCUUCUGUUCUUGGAGAUGCAGUGAGACAUGUGAAAGACCUACAAGAAAAAGUGAAAGCCCUAGAAGAACAAAAGAUGGAGAGGACCGUCGAAUCCGUGGUCCUCAUCAAGAAGUCCCACAUCUCGGUCACCGAUGACGGUGGUUCAUCAUCGGACGAGAACAAUCUCGAUGAAUCACGACCGUCACAACUUCAACCUUUCCCCGAGAUCGAAGUGAAGGUGUACGAGAAGACAGUGCUCGUAAGAAUCCAUUGCGAGAACCGCAAAGGUGUCCUUGUGAAGGUCUUGUCCGAGAUCGAGAGCAUGAACCUCAUCAUAACCAACACCAAUGUUAUGCCUUUUCUUGGCUCCUCUAUCAAUAUAAUCGUGACGGCACAAAUGGAAGUGGAGUUCUCAAUGACUGUGAAGGAUAUUGUGAGGAAGCUAAAAUCUUCUUUGGUUUAGCUCAAAAUAUGUUGAGUUAAUGCACUUUAUGACUUCUUAUCCUGAAACAUUAAUCCUCCUUAUUAAUUUUAUGGAAAACAACAAAGUUAAACCUUUAUGAUCCUUGUUCCAUAAAGUGAGAUGUUUGCAUGCAAGUGUAGCUUAUAGCAACUCCCUUUUUAUA